UCCUCCUCCUCACCGUCUACACCAGGCCUUCAAAGUCAUUCCUUAAAGACAAAGACAUCGCGUGCGUUGCCAACCACCUUCUUUUCGCAACCCUACAAACAACGGCAUCUCGCCCGCGCAUCUAGUCGCCUCGCUCCUUCGGCCUCCUCCAGCAACAACCUCCUCGCGGUAUUCUGGAAAUACUAAGACGAUCGCUCGCUCCUUUGGAUAUACAACCUAGACAGCAUCUUUUAUAAACAUCGCCAACAUGAAGUUCUCCACCGCUUCCAUCUUCCUCGCCGCCAUCGGCGCCUCUGCUCACCCCAGCGGCCACGCUCACAAGCGCGCCCACGACUCUCUCGAGGCCCGCGGCGACUUUGUCAUUGCCAACAAGCCUGUUGAGCCCAGCCCUCCCGCCGCCACUCCCACUCCUUCGCCUGCUGCUGUUCCUACUCCUUCGCCUUCUGCUGCCGCUCCUCCUGCUCAGAAGGCUGCCAGCUCUGCUGCUGGUGUCGGCUCUGGCCCUUCCACCUACACUCCCUUCUGCCAUGGUAACAGCAAGCGUGCUACCGCUGCUGAGAUCGCUUACAAGGGCAAUGUCGGCGCCGACGGCGCUUACGGAUGCAACCUGAUGCCUGUUAAGAGCAACCUCCUCGACCAGUACCAGUACACUGUGGUUUUCAACAACGCUGGCGCCGACUCUUCGUGCAAGUGCUGGAACAAGAUCGGAGCCGAUGGUCAGAUUGACGGUUUCUUCAACGGCCACGAGGCUCUGACAUUCGACCUCCCCGCCGGUGGCAAGCAGGUCCUCGCUGUCGACUCCAACUCUCAGUUCGGCUGUGCCUGCGGCCCUGGUGGCCCUGAGCUGACCAACAUCGGCCAAUUCGCCUCUACCUGGGUCGAGGGUGAUGUUGGCAACCUCUCCAACGGUGGCUGGUCCGGUUUCGACGCCUCUUCCAUCGUUGCCGCUGCUAACAAGCUGACCAUUCCCGGCCUCAAGGUCUGCGGUACCGGCGACUACGCCGGCACUUGCUCUACCAUCUGGCCCGGCGGCAGGGGUGACAACGCCUUCGUUGGCGGCACCGAGGCUCUCGAUGGCCUGGGUCUCAACAUCAAGCCCGGCAAGACCUCCGUUGAGGUUACCGUCAACUUCUCAGGAUAAAGUACCGACUGAUGACGCAGAGGGGCAUAGAGAAAAUAUGUUGGGCUGGCUUUUGGGAUUUGAUACAUGUGUUUCGGCUUUAAGAAUUCUUACGUGGAGAAUAUCUACGGUGUUUGGCGUGUGGCUUUUACGGGUUCCCCCGAUGUCCAUCGAGGCUAUGGACGUCCACGCAAGUUACUUUGAAUCCGUUUUUAUAUAUAUAUUACGGU
Trichoderma harzianum CBS 226.95 is the source of this 1350-nucleotide messenger RNA. RefSeq lists its product as hypothetical. The transcript has a single exon. Gene Ontology annotation, molecular function: IgE binding. The record is from RefSeq and is a predicted model, not a curated record. The coding region runs from base 248 to 1141 and encodes 297 amino acids. Gene Ontology annotation, cellular component: extracellular region. Lineage: Eukaryota; Fungi; Ascomycota; Sordariomycetes; Hypocreales; Hypocreaceae.